CACGCGAGUAACGGACUCAGGGGAAGGUUCAGUGGCUGUCAUGGUCUCUGUAAUUUUCCUUUCUUUGGUAUCUCAAUGUCAUGUAUCUAAAAAUCCAGCACACACAGAGAGAUACUUGGAAUUAAAUAAAAGGGGAGUGGGCACUUUUUCUUCUUUGUAGUGUGAGAGAGAGCGCACACAUCUCAAGCAGAGCACACUCACUGAUCUCUGUCACUGUGUAUAUAUUAUAUAUAUUUUGUUUGUUUGGAUAGCAGUGUGUGGAGAAUUCUAAGAGAAUAGGUGGCUAAGGCUUUCUGAUAAUAAAGCGUUAGGAGGAGAAAGGGAGUGCUUUUGAUUUCUGAGUUUGCAUUUUUUUUUGUUGUAGAGAUGGAUUACAGCAAUGACUGUGGCAAUGGAGAACAUUGGGAUUGGCAAGGGGAGGACUAUUGUCUUCAAAAGGACUCCAAUUAUGCAGAUGUAUCUCAAUGUUUAUGGAAUGAAGUGACUCUGAAUGAGGAAGAUCUCUCUUACAUGUUAGAUGAAACGACCCCAGUUAAGGCUUGUGGGGAUUUGGCCUACCAUGUUAAUCAUAACGAUAACAUGCAGAAGGAACCAGAAGAACAGAAAGAAACUUCUUCACAAUUAAAGAGGCGCAGGAUGUUACAGUUUGAUACUCAAGCUGUAGAUUCCCCCUUUUGCAAUGAAGAGAUGCCGUCUUUGUUUCUAUCAAAUCAGAGGGAGGACUCACUUGAUGAAGUUUUACCUCAAGCAUCAGAGUGGGCUCCUGGGUUUUCAGAUGUGUCUGCCUCCAGUUAUGAGGUUCUGGAUCAGUCAUCUGAGGGGUGGUUGGCUGAAUGCCUUAAUGACACUGACAUGCAGUUUAGUCCCAAUGAUAUGAAUUUUGCUGGAGCAUCUGAUGUUCAAAUUGAUAUUUCAGAGUUCUGCAAUAGUCCACUCGGAAGUGAAGCUAAUAUGGUUCAAAAGCAUGUUGCCCGGACUCCUCAAAAUGUAGUUUUUAAAGGUAAGAAGUCUUUUAUACGAACGCCCACUAAGUUAGCUUCAUCUGUUGUCUAUCCAUUUGCCUUCAUCAAACCCUGUGGGUUCCAUGGAGAUGUUACUCUGAAGGACAUAAACCAACGGAUCCGCAGUCCGCCAUCAAAUUCAAAGCAAAAUGUUGAAGAUCCUGCUACUUUCCCUACUUCAGCUUUUUCUGGGAAGCCUGUUGUUGGCAAAACUAAAAUCCGCACUGAAGGUGGAAAAGGAAGCAUCACAAUCAUGAGAACCAAAGGCUGAGUAGAUAAGUGUCAUUCCAAACUUCUGGUUUGCAGGCCCGAUAGAUUCAUCCCAUUAUGUUCUGGGGUUGAGUUAUUUUUUAAAACUUCUUUUUGCUCUGUACUAUUCUUGGGCCUUAAAGUUUAAAUAUUGAUAGUGAAAUUUUCCUAGUAGUAUUUUAGGUAUCAAGGGCUGUUGUGUCAUACAUAUUUGACUUUCGUUUAGGACUACUGAAAUCUCGAUGUCAACGAGAAUCCUGUGUAUUUUCUGUAGUCUUCAGCACUACCCUGUCAGUACUUUCACUGAAUUGAUGUGCAAAGCUUAUGUAUUUGACUAUUGUAUUUGAAAGAGUUGUAUUUAACAUAAGGUAGAAUGCACCGACUUCUUUCUUAAA
Hevea brasiliensis (rubber tree) is the source of this 1645-nucleotide messenger RNA. Its product is annotated as protein XRI1. Gene Ontology annotation, biological process: female meiotic nuclear division; male meiotic nuclear division. The record is from RefSeq and is a predicted model, not a curated record. Lineage: Eukaryota; Viridiplantae; Streptophyta; Magnoliopsida; Malpighiales; Euphorbiaceae. The transcript has 9 exons. Bases 367 to 1272 code for a protein of 301 amino acids.